UCUCUCUCUCUCUCUCUCUCUCUCUCUCUCUCUCUCUCUCUCUCUCUCUCUCUCUCUCUCACCGCUUUUAGAUCUAUCGAUCAGUUCCUUCGUCUCUAUAUAUCCAACCGCAAUCUCCUUCUCGCAUCAUCUUCUCCAGAAAUCAUGAGAGAAAUCUUGCACAUCCAAGGAGGACAAUGCGGCAACCAAAUCGGUACAAAGUUCUGGGAAGUUAUCUGUGAUGAACACGGCAUUGAUCACACCGGAAGUUACAGUGGAACCACUGCUGAUCUACAACUUGAACGUAUCAACGUUUACUUCAAUGAAGCUUCCGGUGGCCGGUAUGUUCCUCGGGCUGUGCUUAUGGAUCUCGAGCCUGGGACUAUGGAGAGUAUUAGAUCUGGUCCCAAUGGGCAGAUCUUUCGGCCGGAUAACUUUGUGUUCGGGCAAUCCGGUGCCGGAAAUAAUUGGGCUAAAGGACAUUAUACUGAAGGCGCUGAGUUGAUUGAUUCAGUUCUCGACGUUGUUCGUAAGGAGGCUGAGAAUUGCGAUUCGUUGCAAGGUUUUCAGAACAUUGAAACUCAGCAAUCCAAGUUUCGGUGAUCUCAACCACUUGAUCUCUGCAACAAUGAGCGGCGUAACUUGCUGUUUGAGGUUUCCCGGCCAACUGAACUCCGACCUCCGGAAGCUAGCAGUUAACCUAAUCCCAUUCCCUCGUCUCCAUUUCUUCAUGGUCGGUUUCGCACCUCUCACAUCUCGUGGGUCCCAGCAAUACACCUCACUCACCGUUCCAGAACUGACUCAACAAAUGUGGGACUCCAAAAACAUGAUGUGCGCCGCAGAUCCACGUCACGGACGCUACCUGACGGCGUCCGCCAUGUUCAGGGGGAAGAUGAGCACGAAGGAGGUGGAUGAACAGAUGAUGAACGUUCAAAACAAGAACUCAUCGUACUUUGUGGAAUGGAUUCCAAACAACGUGAAAUCCAGCGUCUGUGACAUUCCACCGACCGGACUGAAAAUGAGUUCGACGUUCAUCGGAAACUCGACUUCGAUUCAGGAGAUGUUCAGACGAGUGAGCGAGCAGUUCACCGCGAUGUUUAGGCGGAAGGCGUUCUUGCAUUGGUACACCGGUGAAGGAAUGGAUGAAAUGGAAUUCACUGAAGCGGAGAGUAACAUGAAUGAUUUGGUGGCGGAGUAUCAACAAUACCAAGAUGCUACGGUGGAGGACGAGGAGGAGGAGGAGGAGGAAGGGGAAUACGACGGCGUCGUGGAGGAGUAAACCGGUAAAGUCUCACUUUUUGUUGUCGUUUUGCUAUGUGAUGCGAUUUCGAUUGUACUCUUUACUGUUUUGUUGGUUGAUUGAUUUUUUUUCGUAUGAUCUUUAUCGGUGAUUUUUACUUUUUAUAUAAGUAUUUUAAGAUUUUUUAAAAUUAUUUUUUAUAG
Molecule: messenger RNA, 1422 nt
Organism: Lactuca saligna
Lineage: Eukaryota; Viridiplantae; Streptophyta; Magnoliopsida; Asterales; Asteraceae
Source: the annotation of a GenBank genome assembly